CACACGAUGGCAACGUUGCUUUAGCCCACAUCCUCUUCAACUACUACUCUAGCGCCACCUGAACCACAGAGAACUUCCAACCUUGCGCUCCGAUAAUCCUUUCGCAUCCGUGCCCUACUUAGAAAUGGAUGACAGCUCUCAACCCGCUUCAAAGGAUAUCCCGUUUCAGAAACCUCUCGAUACGCAAAAGGAGAAGUUUUCAGGCAUGAAAGGGGAUAAGGAGCCGAUUGUGGGCGAAUUGGAGGAGGAAGAAAUCUUGAAUUCUGAGGAGGUUGCUCUUGAGGGCUUUGUUGCUAACCUUAACUUUACGCUGGUCUCGGCGAUCCUGUACAUGGUCAUUUGCUGGACGCAUAUGCUGGGACAAGAUUGCCCGGUUGGUCCCGCCACGCAUGAACGCCAAACGCUACCUCCGCCUCAAUGUGCGCUCUUACACAGAAUCCUAUUCGUGUGCGGCCUCCUGAGUCUCUGCGUCGCAUUCCCCAUCGUUCUGGGCAAGAUCCUCAUGGGCCAGUACAAGAUCAAAGUGAGGCUGCCAUUUUACGGCCCUCCUCUUCGCCUCCCCAAGUCUCAGAGGCAAUUCUUACGUGGGAUAUCGGCAUCCAUGCCAACGUGGUUCAUGCAGAUUCUGAAGUCAUUGUCGCUUGUCUUUCCAGCCGUCCAGUUUGUGAUGACUGUGGUAUUAUUAGUUGCACGUUUCUAUCUCACUGGGUAACUCGUCCCUCCAAAUACUUCCUCUUCUUGCAGAGUCUUUGCCAAUUAUCCUUCCACUUUCUCACCGUAUUUAACAUAACGAUGCGUCAGUUUCAAUGUAGUUUACACACAUUGGUUCUUGUAUCGCCUUGGCCUCCCGCGCAUGUCCCUUCCUUCAUUUCACUACGAGCAUGUCUGAUGUAUACGAUGAUAGUCAUUCCCUCGACUUUGAAGCUUUGACUUCAUCAGUGAACUGGUGAACCGAUUUAAAGCAAUAUAUUGCCGGGCAUCGCAAUAGUAUUGCGUAUAACGAUUUUAUGUU
Suillus paluster is the source of this 1012-nucleotide messenger RNA. RefSeq lists its product as uncharacterized. The record is from RefSeq and is a predicted model, not a curated record. The transcript has 3 exons. The coding region runs from base 125 to 712 and encodes 195 amino acids. Lineage: Eukaryota; Fungi; Basidiomycota; Agaricomycetes; Boletales; Suillaceae.